CCUGUCAGUAUCACAACAAAAAGAGAUUGAAUGAAGAUUAUUAACGAAGUUGCGUGAAGAUGAGCAGAUUUAAAGCAUUUCUGUGCAGGGGACUGCGCUUUAAUUUCUUGCAUACCAUAGGUGGAGUUUUAGAGAGUGCAACAUACUCCUAGACCGUUGUCUGAACGUCAAACUAGUGUCUUGUCAGACGUCUCUUCAAGUGUCCCAAUUUCGUUUUAUGAGUCAAGUUACUUUCUUGUUCCAGCUGAUCGUGUAUAUUUUUAUGUUGUUUCACCCCAAAAGACAAAAUAUAAACAUUGUUUCUGUGUGUAAAUUUAUGACGAACGUAAUCGCACCAUAUCCAAGAUACAUCUGUCUCGGAGUGUGAUACGGGAGCCUGAAUCCACAAUGGAGGUAGAUCACGAACCACCGGCAAACUCAUCAGCCAUGUCUGGGGUUGGAACAUUGAAAAGGUCAAACAGUGCGCCAAUGAUUAAUGCGCUCCUUCCUACUUCGAAUACAGAAACAAGUACUUCCACAUUCAAGUCAACGGAAUCUUCAAGGAUUCGGCGCUUCAGUUCCAGUAACAUGUCUCUGUCCUCCAUAUCGGCGCCUUUGAGGGUUCCUGAUCGGAUAAAUCAGAUAAAGAUUGAGGAGAGCCAUAUACCUGACCGAGAAGCUGCUCAUGAGAGAGAAAUGAGAAACCAAAUGCAGAUCUCAACUUCAUGGGAUGGUUUCAAUUUGGUGGAGAGUGAGCAGAUGCUAGCGGAGCAGACUCAACGUCGACCAAGAUCGUUCAGUGAGUCCCUUCACAUCAUGACGUCACCUAGUCUACUAUGUGGGUCCCCCUCACCCACUAGGCUUGGGAAGCAAUGCUUCUCUCCAUCAAUGCAGAUUCCGAUACGGAACCACUCGUUUACACCCUCACCUAGUCCAAGUCCAACAAGAAAGUCAUUUAUGAGAAGCCUGAGUCCAAUUGCUGUGCGACCAAGUCCGUUAGGGAAACGGAAACUGGAGUCGGACAACAGUGACAGGUUCGAGUAUUUGAGUCCUCCAAAGAAGUUCCACACGGGACCCAGUACACCUGACAGAAUCAUCCCCCACCCACUAGCCCACAGCAUAUCAUCCAGUAGCUUAGAAGACCACAGCCCAGAGCAGACAGUUCCGCGCGGGCCUGGAGCCGUGAUCGACCAGUCACACCAGUCCAAGACACACAUGUUUGGCUUCAUGCCUCUCAGAGACUCACACGACAUACAUAUGACAGACUCGGAGGCGUCAGACAUCACGGAAUCUGUUGAUAUAUCCGAUUCUCCGGCGCCAGUCAUGACAAACCAUACCAACCCCAGCGCCACUGGGUUCACGCCGAUAAAACAGACCCACGUUUAACCAUCCUGCGGAGAUGGAAACGUAGACUGAAGGUUUGUACCCACAGGGUUCUAGAGAGACAUUGUUUUCAAGGACAGAUGAAACCUGUUUAGAUGAUUUCAACCAAAUUUCCAAUUUUGUUAAGUUUUUAAAGAUAUUUUUGUAUGUGUGACUUGAUUAAGUUAAGUUGAUACUUUAUCAAUUUGGAAAUUUGAAGACUCGGUGAUGCACUGUGGUAUAAUCUGAAGUUGAAAUAGAAAAUGUUGAUAUAUGUGACACAGUGCUUCGUAUUGUUUGUGAGCAAUACAUUACGUCAAGCUUGGAUUCGUCAAGUCAGCGCAGAUGAAAAAGGGAGAGAACUGAAAUAGAUUACUGAUGGCAGCCAGAGUUACCUCCCUUUGAACUUGUUUUGAUUUUACAAGUGCUAAGCAAAUUUUUUGUCUUUGUUUAUGAUGAUUCAUGAAGAUAUUGUUUAUGAUGUUUGUUGGUAGUGUUUUACAUAAGCAGGGUUGUUUACACAAGUAAAUUUGUUUGCAAUGUUACUGUAGAUGUUUUAUCCAGAUUGGAUUAUGUCCCUUGUCAAUGGGAACCCCAAGCUCCUCACAGGGAGCCUGUCAAGGAGCUCUUUGUAAUAUCACUGCCACCGGUAACAGCUCCCUACAGUGCUAAGCACUUCACAACCAUGCAGUGAGUUCAUCUUGCAACUGGAAGAUGUUGUGUUUACAAACAAAUAACUCAUUCUGAAAGAUUUUCCUCCUAGAAGUCUUCUUUGUCACAGAAUGGAAGGAGAAUGGGAGAUUUAAUCGACAAUUUUGAACAAAUCUGAUCAGAAAAAUAUCGGAGGUAAUUCAGGAAACGGCCAAUCUUGAAAAUAUUCAAAACCCUUAACAUGGAGGUCAUGGCUUGUGGCAUCGAUGAUACAGAAAGUUAUUAAGCCGUCAUCCUUGAAUGAAGCUUUGGAAAAGGCGUUUUCCACACCCAGACAUGUGUUUGUUUUGCAUAGGGCUCACUGAGAAGAGAUUACUGUAUAUAUCGUGCAAUCGUGACUCGUGUCUAUCAUGGUCAUGGUGAAUGUAAAUUUUCUAUAGUUAUUAUUUCUAUGAAGUAUAUCAUAUCUAUAGAUAAACACUGAGAUGUACAAAUUGUACAACAAUGAUUAUAUGAAAAUGUGGAUAGUGUCUUAUAUUCUUGGGGUCCUAGGAUUCUUGUUGAGUGAAUAGGUUUUUUUCCAUCACUGUCUCAAUGCUUACAGCCUUUUUUCUGAAAGGCAAAGCCAAAAUGUAUUAUUUUUUUGUCAGAACAGUUGUUUUUUCAUGACAUCCAUGUUGAAUAAAGGAAAAUGUUAUCUUUUUGGAGAUAAAUAGCAGCAAGAAUAUUUUCCUGUACUUUGCUGACAAAUUGUUUUCCCUUUUCUACCCCUGCAACAUGUCAACAUGAUUAAUCUGAAAUGUAUCUAUUAGAAUAUUGAAAUAGCUAAUGGUACUGCAAUUUGCU
Molecule: messenger RNA, 2838 nt
Organism: Haliotis rubra (blacklip abalone)
Lineage: Eukaryota; Metazoa; Mollusca; Gastropoda; Lepetellida; Haliotidae
Product: P2R1A-PPP2R2A-interacting phosphatase regulator 1-like
Exons: 9
Coding region: 388-1365 (325 amino acids)
Molecular function (GO): protein serine/threonine phosphatase inhibitor activity
Source: RefSeq, a predicted model, not a curated record